Corapipo altera (White-ruffed manakin) is the source of this 4436-nucleotide messenger RNA. RefSeq names its product mastermind like transcriptional coactivator 3 (gene MAML3). The coding region runs from base 1 to 2811 and encodes 936 amino acids. The transcript is spliced from 6 exons. Gene Ontology annotation, molecular function: transcription coactivator activity. Lineage: Eukaryota; Metazoa; Chordata; Aves; Passeriformes; Pipridae. Gene Ontology annotation, cellular component: nucleoplasm. Gene Ontology annotation, biological process: positive regulation of transcription of Notch receptor target. The record is from RefSeq and is a predicted model, not a curated record.
AUGCGACUUCAAGAGACAGUCAAAAGGAAGUUAGAAGGCACUCGUUCACCUCUCAAUGGAGAACAGCAGAAUGGAGUUUGCGAUGGGAGCUUUUCUCCAACCAGCAAGCGGACAAGGAAGGAUGUGCCAGGCAUUGAGGCAAUCAACAGCCUGCCCAAUAAUUUGCCUUUGCCUGCUGUUUCUCCUCUUCACCAGCUUGACAUGAAAGCUCCCCUGCCCCUGCAGAACAGCGGAACUCACAGUAGCGGUCUAGAAGACUUGGGUGAAAAUGGUGGGCUUUCCGAGAUAAAGCUCCCUGUUAAUGGCUGCAGUGAGCUAGAUGAUAGUUUUAACAUCCUGCAGAACAAGGAGCUAAAACAAGAGCCUUUGGAUGACUCCAACUGCAUAGACACUUCUGAAACAUCUCUUUCGAAUCAGAACAAGCUCUUCUCAGACAUUAACCUGAACGAUCAAGAGUGGCAGGAGCUAAUAGAUGAACUGGCAAACACGGUUCCAGAGGAUGAUAUACAAGAUCUGUUCAAUGAAGACUUCGAAGAGAAGAAGGAGCCAGAAUUUCCCAGGCCUGCCACAGAGACUCAAGAGAGCGCAAGCGUGAAAAGCGACCCAUCUCAUUCUCCAUUUGCUCACGUUCCACUAGGGUCUCCCCAGGUGAGGCCGUCUUCGUCUGGUCCUCCGUUUUCCAACGUCUCCACAGCCUCCAGCAUAACUUCUGUGUCCAGCGCCCCACCAGCCCCAGUCCCUGCCGGCUCACCAGCAAACUGUGUUGUUCAGUCACCUCAGACUCCCAGCCAGGCCCACACCCCAGGCCAGACGCAGGCGCGCUCUGGAAAUGGCUACCUUAUGAACCCAGCAGCAGCCACCGUGGCGGGACCGGGGCCUGGGCCGGUGAACAUGCCGAGCGCUGACUUGUCUCCAGCUGAGCAGCUCAAGCAGAUGGCAGCCCAGCAGCAGCAAAGAGCCAAGCUCAUGCAGCAGAAGCAGCAGCAGCAUCCAAAUCAGCCCUCAAGCUGGUCACCUGUGGGCCCUCCAUCUAGUCCCUACGGAGGACCCUUCAGUGCAGACAAACCAAAUAGUCCAAUGAUGUAUCCUCAAGCCUUUAACAACCAAAACCCAAUAGUGCCUCCUAUGGCAAACAAUCCCCAGAAGACCACAAUUAAUAACUACCUCCCUCAAAAUCACAUGAACAUGAUCAGUCAGCAGCCAAAUAACCUGGUCACAAACUCCUUGAGCAAGCAGCCCAAUAUGCUUUCUUACGGCAACACCAAACCUCUGACCCAUUUCAAUGCUGAGCUGAGUCAGAGGAUGACCCCACCAAUGGCAAAUCCCAGCAAGAAUGCCAUGAUGCCAUACAUCCAGCAGCAGCAGUCCCAGCAGCCCCAGAUGCAGGCUCAGAUGGCGCACCUGAGCGAGGAACAGAAGCGCAUGCUCAUCAUGAAGCAGAAAGGAAUGAUGAAUCAGCCCAUGGCAUAUGCAGCACUUCCUGCCCUUGGACAGGAGCACCAAGUGGGAUUGUCGCGGACCACAGGGCCGAUGCAGCCUUCUGUGCCACCAGGCUCCAGCAAUGUGGUCACGGGUGCGAGCUCUGGGGGUCCCUUCCUAGGGAACCAGCCUCAGGCAGCCAUCAUGAAGCAGAUGCUGAUAGAGCAGAGAGCCCAGCUCCACGUAAUAGAGCAGCAGAAACAGCAGUUUCUCCGAGAGCAAAGGCAGCAGCAGCAGAUCCUAGCGGAGCAGCAGUUGCAGCAGCAGUCACAUUUGCCUCGGCAGCAUCUGCAGCAACAGCGAAGCCCGUAUCCAGUGCAACAGGUCAACCAGUUCCAAGGUUCACCCCAGGAUAUAGCAGCUGUGAGAAACCAAGCAGCACUCCAGAACAUGAGGACAUCCCGAAUGAUGGCCCAGAACGCGAGCAUGAUGGCAAUGGGUCCCUCCCAGAACCCGAGCACGCUGCCCACGACUGCGGGCCAGUCGGAUGUGGGCAUGGCUCCUUACAGCAACACCUCCUCCAGCCAGCCGGGAAUGUACAGUAUGAGCACAGGGAUGAGCCAAAUGUUGCAGCACCCAAACCAAAGCAGCAUAAACAUGGCACAUAAUGCAGGCCAGGGGACAAGGCAGCCUGCCUCUGGACAAGCAGUGGGAAUGGUUGGCAGUUUUGGUCAGAACAUGCUGGUAAACUCCGCUCUUCCCCAGCAUCAGCAGCAGAUGAAAGGACCUGUGGGCCAGGUCUUACCAAGGCCACAAGCACCACGACUUCAGAACCUGAUGGGGACUGUCCCUCAAGGAACACAAAACUGGCAACAGCGAGGCUUGCAAGGCAUCCCUGGAAGGACUAGCGGUGAAAUGGGGCCCUUCAAUAACGGCACCACGUACGCGAUGCAGUCUGGGCAGCCACGGCUGUCCAAGCAGCACUUCCCGCAGGGGCUUAAUCAGACAGUUGUGGACACAAGUGGAACAGUAAGAGCCCUGAACCCCGCUCUGGGAAGACAGUUGCUGCAACCACUACCUGGGCAACAGGCAGCCAGCCAGGCCAGGCCCAUGGUGAUGUCAGCAAUCAGCCAAGGGGUCCCCACCAUGUCAGGCUUCAGCCAGCCCCCGACGCAGCAAAUGCCAGGUGGUAACUUCGCUCAGAGCAGCCAAGGCCAAGCAUACGAGAGGAAUCCCACUCAGGACAUACCUUACAACUACAGCAAUGAAGGAGCAGGGGGGUCAUUCUCCAGUUUAGCAGAGGGCGCAGACCUCGUGGACUCCAUCAUUAAGAGCGGACCAGGGGAUGAGUGGAUACAAGAACUUGAUGAGUUGUUUGGAAACCCCCAGUGAAUGGGCUUGUACAGUCUGGAGCUUUGGUUGUUACAUUUGAAAAAGAGAGAGUUGGAUGUUCUCCCCAUCCCUGGAUGGUUGGUUUUGUUUUUUUGUUUGAAUUGUUUUGGUUUGAGGUUGUUUUGUUUUCUGUUGUUUUUAAUCAUGCAAACUGAGCUGAUCUGUAGCCAACCUUGGAAGAUUCAGGGGACGAUGACAACAUUGGCAUCUCAAGGCAUUCUACCAGGCAACCUUUGCUGUAUGGCAGUGCCCACUCUGUGUCUUUAUGAGGCAGAGUGGGGAAACUGGAAAGGCCAGCUGAUGCCUCUGGUUGGGAAAAUUUGUUCUUUCCCCUCUUCAAAUGAGGUUUCAUUGCAUAGUGGUAUGGGGUGCUCCUAAUGUCUCCCACCUCAUAUAACUGUGAACACUGCAGCUUUCAGGGGAGCAGAUGAAAAGCCUGGAGCAAAGCCCACAGAUGUCCAUGGGCAAUUGCACAAGCCCUGGUCAGAAAUGGGCUUAACCCUGGGGUAGGCAGGUCUCGGUGAGCCAUGGGAUCUGGGCUGUCAUAAGGGAACGUGCAGCACUCACGUGAUAAACCCAAACAAAUCACAGGGAGAUCACCAUUUUCACUGCAGAGAGAUAAAACAUCAGUACAAGUACAGGAGAACAUUAAAUUUGUCAGUGUUGUGAGGACAGUUUGAUUAUGGGACUGCUGCUGGAGACAGCUUAGGUGGGUGGGUUGACUUAAUGAGCUGCUUAGUCCCCUUGGGACUUGCAAUAGUGCUUCCCUGACAGAGCACUUUGGCAUAUACCUGCUGCCUGGGGGUGUUAAAGGGCUGAGAGGUACCAAGAGACACCAGCAUAGGUCCUGAGCAGGUCCCUCCAUCUCCUUCCUUCACAGUAUGUUCUCAGUUCAUUUCCCUCCCCUCCUGUCCUUAAAUGUAAAGCAAGGUGAGCUGGCUGCAAUUUUUUUCAGGUGAGCCACAAAGGAGCAGGCAGGGGAUGAGAAAACAGGCAUGAGAAAACAUACAGUGAGAGUCUGGCACACAGAAGGAUUUUCUCUUCCUCACUUGAAAAGUGCAAGUUUAGCAGGUAGUAUUACCCCGGGGUGUCUGGUCUCUUAAUGGGUUGUGUUCAGUUUUAAACUGAUGUUUGGUCUAAUCUCUCUGGUUUGCUGGAAUAAAAUUCAAUGCAGCUUUUGAAGAACAGGAGCCAGUGAAGGACUACUGUAAAGAAUGGGUAAAAUAAUUGAUAUUACAAACAUGGGCUCUGCCCAACUAAGGUUUUAUGUGAUAGCAAUGUAUCACUAUCUCCACUGUGUGGACCAGUACUGACCAACAAUGUAAUGAAAUUGUGAUAUAUCUCACACAAUAUCAAGUCACCAGCCAUUCUGAAUGUGUGUAAAGCAGCAGUUCCCAAGCUGCAGUCAGUGGCUGAGGAAAGGUGUUCUCCCAAACCUCGAAUCUUUUUAGUGUUUUCAGCUGAGAGCUGCUUAUCAGGUUAUAUAGCAGUGCAUAAAAAAUGUUAACGUGAUCCAGAGUCCAGAACUUUUGGCACCCUCUGACGUAGUGCUGGCCUCUGUUAGCCAUCAGCUGUGCUCUGCAGCAAAAGUGUACAACUACCAAUUACCUCCUUAGCAACCAAUU